AGCCUUGAAGCAGUGGAAGGCUAGAGAGAAUUGCUGGGUGAGUUAGAACCAGGAGGGACAGGGACAGGGCAACACACAGAGAGGGAGAGGGAGAAGUCCUGUGUGUGUGUGUGUGUGUGUGUGUUAAAAUUACAUCUGUUUUUCCCCAUGACAAAAAUAAGCUGGCACGUGAGUCCAUGAGAGGUUAUUUGCAACUGUGAGCAGGAGUGACUGAUGUGACAGACCAGCCUGGACAGAGGAGGUCAGGGUGACUGAAGGAAUCCAUUUUACCUGACUAAAGACCUUCCUUGUGAAGGAGUGUCCAGGCCUGCCAGAGAGCACCUGCUCUUGAAUCUCAGAACCUAGAAGAUCCCAUAAAGUCUCUACAGAAUGUUCCAGAAGCCUCUCCUCCAGUUCCCUGAGUGGACCAGCUACUUUGAAUAAGGAGACACUUCAGAUGGAUCAGGUUUUCUGUAGAGAAUCACAGAAGUUGUGGGGUUCUGGAGUUUUCUCUGGCCCAGGGGCCCCCAAGACAGGGUGGAGCAGCCACACCUGCCUCAAGUUCUGAGGAAGAGGGCGGAAACAGACAGCUCCCGCCCUCACUUUCUCCCCCACAAUUGUGAUAGGCUCCACUGGGGCAUUGUGUGCCACACGGGCUCACUUCCCCAAAUAGGCGACUGUAUUUUUUAGAGUCUGACCAUCCAGCCCUGGUAGGUCAGAUGGCAUGACUGGAUCAGUGAGGGUCCUACACUUUACCAACUGACUUUGCAUCUGGAUGGAGCCAUGGCCUCUUCAGUUCCUGCUGUUGCUGCUGCUGCUACUGUGGCUACAGGGCUGUGUCUCAGGUCCCUCCAACGAGAACCUAUACAGGAAAAUAUGGCGGCGUGAAGGGGAGACUCUGACUGUGCAGUGCUCCUACAAGAACCGCCGGAACUUCGUUGAGGCCAAGUCUUGGUGCAAAGUCAAGAAGAAGAAGUGCGACCACAACUUCAUCCGGAGCUGGGUGAGGGGUCCCAGCUACUCUAUGCGGGAUGAUACCAAGGCCAAGGUGGUCCGCAUCACCAUGGAGGCUCUCAGAGUGCAGGACUCCGGGCGGUAUUGGUGUAUGCGGAACACGGCUGGGAAUUUCUACCCCUUGCUGGGUUUCCAGCUGGAAGUAUAUCCAGCCCUCACAACUGAGAGAAACGUUCCCCCCACACAUCUUACCAACACCCUCAAGGAUGGAUUCACCAGCACCCUCGUGGAUGAACUUGUCACGACCGGCCAAGUCCGUAUUUCAGACCCUCACGCCCCUUUCACAUCUGAUGUGACUGUGUUCACAUCUGAAAUGACUGUGUUCACAUCUGGACUCCUCACCUUGACUUCAGGGACCACUGCGCCAACCCCUGUGACACACUACAGUUUUACCGAUACCAGUGACACCAUUACAGAGCCCGAGAGGGGCACAGAGUCCCAGCCAGCAACCGUGUCUCCUAGCAAUGCAAGACCCUUCUCCGCUGAUCCAGUGACCACCUCCACCACGUCUGGACACCGGAGUAGCAGCUUGUCCACCACGGGGACAUGCCACCAGUUAAUACCCAACAGGUCCCAGGAGACUUACAUACCUGCGAUGGUGGUGGUGUUGACAUUUCUUCCAGCACCUGUGGUGUUGGUCGUGGCCUAUGGGUUUUGGAAGAAGAGACACAUGGGAAGAUACAGCUUGGGCAGCAACUACGCUAAGCCAUGGAUACACCUUCCUGAAGGACCGGAGACACCAUGGAAGCCUGCUUGGUCUAAGAUAACUCAGUGAACUGGGAAUCCAUUUCCAGUGGGCUCAGAAGGCAAGAAGAGGACCAAAGACCAGGCAGUGGCCUUGGGGCAGGAGGACAGGAGAGCUGCCUUCCCUUCACCCAGGGUCAUUGUGUCCUUAGCUUCCCCGUGUUCCCUUCAAACACCUCUAUAUGUUUGGAGACAAGAGUCAGGUCUCAGGAGCCCCGGAAGCAGCCAGUGUUUCUAGAGUCCUGUUCUGGAGGAGAGGGAGCAAUGACUAAGACCUGGGCCACAGAGGAGUUGGUAGCAGGAGGUCCCAGAGCCGAUGAAGGAAGGCCACAUGUCUCCUGAUGUUCCCUGUCUGUGGCUGCUGGUCCCUUCUGUCCUGGGAGCCUACAGGUCACAUGUUUCCACUUGUCUCCUGCCUGCCAUCCCCUUCAGGACAGUGACAGCCUUCAGCUACAGGGCCUUCCUCUCCCAAGAGGAGUGCAGAGGCUGAACCUGGCUUUCCCCACUCCUCUUCCUGCUCCCAUCACUCCCAGGCUACAGUGAUGAGCUCAUGGAGAAGACUGAGCACAGAGACUCAACCAUGAGGGGUCUGCAGCCUCAUCUAGAGGACACCCUCCUCCAGACACCGGGCUUGGCCAUGGACCAAAGCAAGGCCGCUCCUGAGAAAAGAGCAAAUGGAGCUGCCCUGCUUAAAACAGCAGGAGAGAGAGGAGCAGGGCAGGAGAAUGACAAAUCAGGUUCUAGGACAGAAAGAUGGGAAGACGCCUGGACACAUGGACAUACACACACAUAUACACACAUGGAGCAGUGAGGGGGAGGGGAAGAAGGAGAGGGAGAGGAAGCAGAAGAGGAGGACAGAGAGGAGGAGGGGAAGAAGUCCAAAUAGCUCAGACUGUCCUCUACUAUCUAGAUCAGUGGUCCCGAGUAGAGCAGGGCUGUGGGCUGUGGGCUGAGCUGCCUCCCCAGCAGGGAUACCCACUAGCCCAUGGAGCAUGGAAAGGUCCCUGGGGCCAAGUGCAACAUCUACACUCUCAACCCUGAGGCAGAGACAUCCUGAUGGGACAGUAAACAUCACAGUCAAGUGGAUGACACAGCUGGGGCCUUGGUGUGUGCUCCAGGAUGGCUUUGAGGCAAGAGGAAGGGCCAAAGUUGUAAAAUCGAGGCACAGAAGGGGGAAGGCAUCUCCUCUCUGCUUCCAGAAGAGAGUGGAAGAGGGAAGAUCAGACUGAAAACUGACAAAACAAGUUCUAGAAGGAUGGACGGACAGAUACACACACACACACACACACACCUCUGGCUAGCAAGCAUCCAUAUAGAACCACUACCCUAGCAGAUAACUAGGAAGGAUUGACUCACACUGCCUCUAAUAAUCCCAAACCCAUACUAGCCCUGAACCUCCAUUGUUGCUUUAUUGUUUCCAUGUUUUGUGAUGGAGAGGUCAGGCAUAAGGACCAGUGAGGCCACUGUCCCUGUGUGACCCUGACCAAGCCACUAACCCUGACUGAGCUUUGGUUUUCUCUCCUAUGAAAGAGGACAAUAAUUCUUGCCUCUAAAGAUUGGCUGGGGACGCAAUGGAUGACAUAAACACUGUGACCUGCAAGCGUCCUGUGACACUUCCCUGGAGUUCUUUCCUGUCCUGUUGCUCAAUAGGAACUGAGUGGGGUUUGAGUGUUCCUCCUGCAGCCCUGACUAACUCUCUAACCAGAGGCUGCAAAGAUGGCUCACGCUUAGCAUGUUCAAGGCUCCUGCCAGGACCCAGGUUCAGUUUCCAGCACCCACAUUGGGAGCUCAUCCUGUAACUCCAGUUCCAGGGCAUAUGAUGCCCCUUUCUGGCUGCCUCAGACACUGCAUACACACGGUGCUUAUAAAUCAUUACAGGUGCAUAUGUAUAUACAUAUAAACCAUUGCAGGUGCACACACAUACACAUAUAAACCAUUGCAGGUGCACAGACAUACACAUAUAAACCAUUGCAGGUGCACAGGUAUACACAUAAUUUUUUUAAAAAAAAAUCUUUUAGAACAAUAACAAACACAGCUAUUCUGACCAAAAGCAGCCUAUGGAGGAAAGGGUUCACUUGGCUUAUGCUUCCAUCACUGAAGGAAGUCAGGACAGGAGCUCAAGCAGGGACUGGAACAGAGACCAUGGAGGAAUGCUGUCUGCUGACUUGCUUUGCAGUCCAUGCUUAGCUGGCUUCCCAUACAUCUCAGGACCACUUUCCAAGGGAAUGGUGGCUCCCACAGUGGAUGGAGCUUCCCAAUCAACCAACAACCAAGAUGAUUCCCCAGAGACAUGUCCCCAGGCCAGUUUGAUCAGGCCUGAAUUUGAGACUCUCUCCUCAGGAGACUCUAGGCUGUGUUACAUUGACAAUUAAAGGGAACUGUCAACUUCUUGAUCCCCUCUCCUCCUGCUUCUAUCCUUACCAUAGGGAUGCUGGGGCUCUGUGGUGAUGGCUGGAUUAUCAGCUGUUGUCAUAAAACACCAUAAUUUGUUGGGAGUCAGCUGAUCCAAGGCUUUUUCUGAAGCUCCAGUGUACUGAGAAGAAAUGUAGUUCCUUAUCUAACACCAGGAAUAUGCCUGGCAAAGUCAGUAGUAGCCUGGGGCCAGGGCCUUGGGGAAGCUGUGAUUUCAGACCCUAAAAUCCAACACCUCUCCCCCUCCCCAUUCCCCUGCAAGGAGCUGUGGUUAUUAGUCCCAAAGCCAUGGCGCACCACUGUGAUAGUAGGAUAUCCUGUGUUAGUGCUGUGCAACAUUGUUUGAUUAGCUUACUGCUGGCAUCAUCCCAUUGUAUGACAGCUUUCUGCUGACUCUGUCUUAUUUCUCCUCUGUGACCCAUAUAAAAACUGCAGUUCUUGUUAAUAAAUUUGUCUGGCUUAAGUCAUCAGCUUCGGCAAGACCUCCUGA
Messenger RNA from Apodemus sylvaticus (European woodmouse), 4639 nucleotides. It is a transcript of the gene Treml2, whose product is annotated as triggering receptor expressed on myeloid cells like 2. NCBI's taxonomy places the organism in Eukaryota, Metazoa, Chordata, Mammalia, Rodentia, Muridae. Gene Ontology annotation, cellular component: cell surface. The transcript is spliced from 5 exons. The record is from RefSeq and is a predicted model, not a curated record. Bases 755 to 1768 code for a protein of 337 amino acids. Gene Ontology annotation, molecular function: signaling receptor activity. Gene Ontology annotation, biological process: T cell activation.